Molecule: messenger RNA, 1174 nt
Organism: Nothoprocta perdicaria
Lineage: Eukaryota; Metazoa; Chordata; Aves; Tinamiformes; Tinamidae
Gene: ZFAND1
Product: zinc finger AN1-type containing 1
Exons: 8
Coding region: 26-835 (269 amino acids)
Biological process (GO): cytoplasmic stress granule disassembly
Cellular component (GO): cytoplasmic stress granule; cytoplasm
Molecular function (GO): zinc ion binding
Source: RefSeq, a predicted model, not a curated record
CGUCCCCGUCCCGCCGCCGCGGGCCAUGGCGGAGCUGGAUGUCGGGCGGCACUGCGCGGUCCCGCACUGCCGCCAGCUCGAUUUUCUGCCCUUUGUAUGUGAUGGCUGUUCAGGAGUCUUCUGCCUGCAGCACAGAAGCCGGGAUGCUCAUGGUUGUUCUGAGGUGAAUCUCAGAAAUAACUGUGUGAAAACAGAUCAGCAUAGCUCUUAUCCAUGCUCAUUUAAGGACUGCAAUGGGAAGGAGCUUUUACCAGUUUUAUGUCCCCACUGUGAAAAACAUUUUUGCCUAAGGCACCGUCAUCAAUCAGACCAUGAAUGUGAGAAACUGGACACGCCAAAGCCUCGAAUGACUGCCACCCAGCAGCUUGUUCAAAAUAUUAUAGAUUCCAAAAAAAGCGAGGAAGCCAAAAGCAAAAGACGGAAGGGAGCGAAAAGCAACGAGACGGCAGCAAAGGUGGCUCUGAUGAAACUGAAAAUGCACGCGUGUGGGGAUAAGUCUUUGCCUCAGACUGAAAGAGUUUACUUUCAAGUGUACUUACCAAAGGGAAGCAAAGAAAAAAGCAAGCCUAUGUUCUUUUGCAGUAAGUGGAGUAUUGGCAAAGYAGUAGAUUGUGCAGCUUCUUUAGCAGGUCUUAAAAAUGACAACAACAAAUCAACAGCCCAGAAAUUGAGAUUGUGCCAUAGUGUCUCUGGAGAAGCUUUACCAUUUGAGCACACAUUGGAAACAUGGCUGCUUGAUAAAGAAUGCCCAUUGUACAAUGGGGGAAAUGUCAUUCUGGAGUAUCUUGACAAUCAAGUUCUAUUUAUAGAAGAUACAGAACCGUACUUCAGUUAAUCAGCAAAUUAUCACCAAAAAAAAUCAAUUAUUUUUUAAAGACUUUGCCACUCCAACCAGGUCCAAUUUCUUUUUAGAACCACCGUAUAUCAUAAUCUGUCCUCUGUUACAGUGACACAGUUCCCAGCAAUUUUCCAGUUGCACUGAUUGAAUUAAGUACUCUUCUGAGAACAGAAGUAGUUAGUAUAAUAAUUAAUAUAACUGAUACUUUAUAGAAUAAAUCGUUGGUUUAUUUACCUGUAUAAUAUCAUGCCAUUCUCAUAAGUUUUMUAUUUAUAGUAUUUUUGUGUAAAURACGGCAAAGCAUGUAUUAAGAGCAAUAAAUAAUGAAAAUAUAAA